This is a messenger RNA of Hippocampus comes (tiger tail seahorse), 2091 nucleotides long. RefSeq names its product tripartite motif containing 8a (gene trim8a). The coding region runs from base 354 to 2015 and encodes 553 amino acids. The record is from RefSeq and is a predicted model, not a curated record. The transcript is spliced from 7 exons. Lineage: Eukaryota; Metazoa; Chordata; Actinopteri; Syngnathiformes; Syngnathidae.
CUCUGACGGGUCACAUUAGCAAAAGGGGCCGGUCUGCGUGGACGCACGGAGCUCACGUUACGAGGACUUUUUUUUUUCGUCGGGCUUUUCAUGUUCUUUGAUGUUUAGUUGACGAUCCAACGCAACAGUUAAGCUGCGUGGAGGAAUGCAAAGCCUUUCGUUGAAAAACAGAUCAAACAAAAGGUAAAGGCUGUCGCUCGUUCCGUUUGGUGGGCGAGCUGUUGCGAUCUUGACAGCGGGGGAGCUCGGCUUGGACUACGUAGAAGCGGCCAAGGUGCGCUGGAGUGUGCAGUGGACAUGCAAAGCCGAUAGUUGUGGGAUAUUCUAAGGAACUCAUUGCCUACUUGUCUUCAAUGUUUGGAACAGUUGCCGCCAUGGAUGCCACUUGGAGGAACUGUUUCGAGGAGGAGCUCCUCUGUCCCAUCUGCCUGAAUGUGUUUGAGGAGCCAAUCCAGCUGCCCUGUAAGCACAACUUCUGCAAAGGUUGCAUCUCAGAGGCCUGGGCAAAAGACAACGGCGCGGGGGUUCGCUGCCCCGAGUGCAACCAUGAGUACGAGCAGAAGCCGUUACUGGAGAAGAACUUCAAGUUGGCCAACAUCGUCAAGAGAUUCAACGUGUUAGACUCUGAGAAGUCCCCGAUGGCACUGCACUGCGUCCUGUGCAGACGAGGCCCACCGCUGCCCGUCAGGAAGGUGUGUCUGCGUUGUAAAGAGCCCUGCUGCCAGAUACACGUACAUACGCACCUGCAGCAACCGUGCGUGGCGCCGGGGCACCUGCUGGUGGAUGCCGAGGAGCUGAGUGCCUGGACGUGUCCCAGCCAUGAUGAGUAUAGGCUGCUCCACUGCGAGGAUGAGCAGCUGGCUCUUUGUCCCUUCUGCUGCAUCUCCCAUUGCAGCGCACAAAGACACACGGUCUGCGACGUGGACACACAACGCAUGCACAUGCAGGCCGCACUAAUGAGGCAACAAGACAGACUGGAGGGUCGUGUUCAGAACAUCGAUGAGCACAUUACCAAGCUGGAGUCCGACAAGACGCUGAUGAAGGAUGCCCUUUCAGACCUGAAGGAGCGAGUCAGGGACCAGUACCAGAGGAUGCAAAGCAUGCUGGAAGCCAAACAGUGCGAAAGUAUGCAGAUUCUGGAGAGAGCAUACAGCUCAUACCGGAGGAAAAACUCCCAGCAGGUUUUGCAGCUUAACGAGCGGCGGCAGCAAGCGGAAAAACUCCUGAGCUCAGUACAAGCUUUCUUUCAACGAGCCGACAACAUUAACUUCAUGAAGAACACAAAACCUUACCAACUACUAAUUGACAGGUCCAAUUUGCAGCUGAGCAGUUCUGUCCCUCCACUCUCAGUGGGCCAAAUCAGCGCUCAUCAUUUCUUAUCGGGCCUCUCAACACAGGAGAAGAAUCUGCGCAAAAUCCUGGAAGAACCUGUCAAUGAGGUGUCGAUCAGUGAGGUAGUCCAGACACACUCGAGCUCUGUGGACACUCGCUCGGGACUCAACAAGAGGAAAUACGGCAUGGCUUUUCUGGAGACUACGGCCGAAAACUCGGCAUCCCAGCAUCCCUCGCCUUUGCUCUUCGCCACCAAAAUGCCUCUUCUGGCUGAACCCAGCCAACGCGACUCCAACAUGUUCUCCUCUGACGCUUUGGGUCAGAAUGCUCACUCUGGUCAAGGCCACAGUCGCUUCCUGGACACCUCAGACCAUAAUGUUGUAGGCCAACACGCAGAGGCCAUUUUCUCGCCGCACCUCCGCAGCGGGGGCGCGUCCCAACAGGCUGUGUACGAAGGGAGGAAGGUCCUGAUGUGCUCCAGGCCUGGAGCCGCUCGAGCCCUUUACCCGACGCACGACUCAUUCGCCCCCAUCAAUUCUCAGGAGUUUGGCCCCAUAGCUGGCAGCCAGCCCUUGCAGCAUUUACCCAUGAGGGGACUGAUGGAAGCCUCCCAGGCAUCCAGGCGCUCGGACUAUUUUGGCUUGUACAGUCAAUCUUCAACCAAGCAUUACGGGACAAAGUAACAAUAUGGCAGAAUCAACACCGGCUUCACUUUGUGGAUUCUGAAUAUAUUCAGAGGACGCUUCAUUAGGAACGCCU